Molecule: messenger RNA, 366 nt
Organism: Penicillium pulvis
Lineage: Eukaryota; Fungi; Ascomycota; Eurotiomycetes; Eurotiales; Aspergillaceae
Exons: 2
Coding region: 1-366 (121 amino acids)
Source: RefSeq, a predicted model, not a curated record
AUGGCUCGCCAAACGUCCCUUGACUCCGAGCGGCCCAUCAUGACGAACUCGAACCGGACCUCAAAGCGAUUCUCUACCGUCAGCGGAAGCCCCUCGCUCGCUGCCUCCGAACGCACGAUUGGAAGCCUGCCCAGUGGAGACCCUAGAGUCGCUGACAUCACCCACCUCGGUGAUGGUCUGGAGCGCCUGGAGAACAAGCCCCUGCAAGCGCAACGCUUUGUGCCCACUGAGGAGAAGUCCGACAACUUGAACAAGUUGGCUCUUGGAGCUAAGGUGGAACGCGCCCUCGGACGACGAAUGACCGGUCAGGAUGCUGUGAUGCGCAAGCCGCUCAGUGAGAAGGCUGCUGCGAGCACCACCGCUUAG